Bemisia tabaci is the source of this 1505-nucleotide messenger RNA. Lineage: Eukaryota; Metazoa; Arthropoda; Insecta; Hemiptera; Aleyrodidae. The record is from RefSeq and is a predicted model, not a curated record.
CUUUUUUAACAACCGCGAUAUAAGAAAAUAUAUCGAUUGGUAAGUUCGAUCAUGUUUUUUUGUCACUUUUGAAUGCUACAAAUUCAUUGAAAUGAAAAAUUUAACCGAUUCAACGAUUUUUAAGAUAAGUAGAAUCUCUCGAAACCCUCAAAUUGGGAGUUUUUGUCCAUGGACGCCCGGCAUUUUCAUGAUGUUAAUGCGAUUUCAAAGAUUAAGAGGACGAUAUUUUUUUUAAAAUACUUAAAUAAUUUGAAAUAAGUCACUCCCAGCUUGCUUUAACAUUUCGCAAAGGCAGUCAAAGCGGCAUUUUGAACGUCAUUUGAACGUAUUAUAAUCAAAAUGAACGAUGUCCAUUCCGACAUGAGUCCUGAGAUCCCCAGGAAUGCAUGCAUGACAGGGGUCAUGUUAGAAUGGACAUGGUUCCUUUUUAUUUAAAUGCGUCUAUUUCAUUCACAGCAAUACCAAUGAAUGACGCAGAGGCAACUCCACAGCGACUGAAGGAGGGUGUCCAACACCUCAAAGAAUGGCUGGCCAAACAACCGCACCUUCCAAACGUGGAUGACGAGGAAUGGCUCGCUACCUUUUUGUGUCAAUGUAAGCUUAGCCUGGAGAAAGCGAAGUCUAAACUAGAUGGCUAUUUCAGUUACAGAAACAAAUAUCCUCAGCUUCUCAAAAAUCGGAACCCUUUUGCUCCAGAGAUCGCCCAGGCGAGGAAGGCCUACACGAUGGCCGCUUCGACGCGGCUCACAAAAUCCAGCUCCCGGAUCCUCCACUUCCGUCCGAACGGGGACACGUCCAUCUACGACGUCGACGCCGUCAUCAAGCGGAUGUUCAUGAUCAUCGACGCCGCGUACCUGGAGCACGACCGUCACUUCAACUACGUCAUCGUCUUCGACCUGCGCACCACCAACUACACGUACUUCCUCAAGUCGCUCCACCGUAUCCCGCACAUGGUCGACAUCUUCCUCAACGCGUACACGGAGCGCGUCGUCGCCUUCAACGUCAUUAACGGGCCCCCGGUCGUGAACCUGAUCGUCAAGACGUUCAAGCAGUACCUCCCGGAGAAAUUGGCCGAGCGGGUCUACGUCCAUGAGCACGUCUCGGAUCUGCUCGAGUGUAAGUGGGUGGACCCGGACGUUCUUAGCGAGGAUUUCGGCGGGAAUGGGCCCAGUCUCAAAGAAUAUGAUGAGUUCACCGCAUCGAGUUUGGAGAAACACGCUGCGUGGUUCGCCGAGCAGGACUUCAUUUGCUCGAACGAGGAACUCCGGAGGAAGGAAGACAACGAUCCAGAACAGCUCCAGGGCUCUUUCAGGAAAUUGGAGGUCGACUGAUUCCCUUUUACAUUGCAAACAUUAGGUUCCUAAAAAUUGAGUAUGUUUCCCGCGAAAGAUUGCGUUUGUCAUCUACUUUUUUUGUUUUCGCCCGAAGAUCGAUUUACGAUUGAUGUGAUGUAUAAUUUUUGUAUAUGCAUUAAUAAUUUUAUGAAUAAAUUUCAUUUACUUUGA